ACAUCAUUAACCAUUCAAACCAGGUAGAGCAGCGGAAGCCAACCCACGUCUGGCCGGUCAUCCCUUUCCGCUGCUAUUUGUGUGUGUGUGUGAGCGCAGCGAGCUAACGAGGAUUGUGUGAUUCCUCGCCAAGGAUUAGCGGGGUUGGUUCGUCCUCAGUAACAUUAGAGACAGUGUCGCGGCAGCUGCAGUUAAAUCAAAGGCUUUAACUCGCUUUGUUGGAUGGUAACCGUUUAAUAUCCCUCUCUCUCCACUGUAAUAGCUGAUGUCAGUGCAGCUGAAGACUCGCCUUUUCGUCGCAUAGGUUACACGAGAACAUUGGGGUUUCAUUUUUCCGAACGGAAUUAUAAAUGGUAAAUCGAUGUGUAUAUUAAAAUAGAGGUGGUGUGCUAUGUGUGAAUUAUAACCGUUUAUAAGAGUAAUAACAGUGUAAAUGCAUAUUUCAAAGCGGCUAUCUAUUCUGUACCCUAUGUAGUUUAUUGGAUAAUAGCAUAGAUAUUCAGCAGCCAUUGAUCGCCACUAGGAAUGCAGUCAAUURCCACAACACAGUCAGUCCACUACGCUACUAUUGAAUAGGAUUAUUUUAUUUUCAGUGGCAGAUUCAUUAAACUGCAAAUCGAAUAGACAGCAGUUCAUCGGUUUAUUAAUGGCGUGUGUGUUUUUUCAGUCGGACCUCGUCAGAAUGAUGCACUGAAGAAGGACUAGGCUACAUGCAAGCGUCUGUCCAGAGGCUGCAGUAUAGCUGAGGGAUUGCGGCGCAAAGUUUUUUUUUACGGUUUCACCGUCUAACAUCAGUGGUUGGCUAUAAAGGGAGAAUCGUGAAUCUCGAUCGCCCUGCGCUCGGCGGAGACAUAAUGGCCACUCUACUGCGUAAAAUCGGUCUGAUUCGUCUUCACGACCGGGACACAGAGGACCCCAAGCAUCACCAGGGCUCGCUAAAGGGGACCAAGGGGAACACCAAGAAUACCAAGCAGCACUGUCAGACCACCAACGAGACCAACAACCUCCUCAGCACCCCCGAGAUCAAAGCGAAGAAGCUGGACCAGCACAGCAGCAAGGACAAACCGUCCGUAAAGGAUAAGCAACAGGGCAAGGACACCAAGGAGAAACAGCAGAUGGGAGGCGGAGGAGGAGGAGGUGGGAUCGGGGUUGGGAAAUCAGCGACCAGUGCCUCGAUACCACCACUAGCCCCUCACCGGCAGCACUGCACCCAAGUCCGGACGAGAAGACUCAUGAAGGAACUCCAGGAGAUCCGGCGGUUGGGAGACAACUUUAUAACUGUCGAGCUGGUCGACGACAACCUAUUUGACUGGAACGUCAAGCUCCACCAGGUAGACAAAGACUCGGCGCUGUGGCAGGACAUGAAAGAAACGAACACCGAGUUCAUACUGCUGAAUGUCUCUUUCCCCGACAAUUUCCCCUUCUCCCCGCCUUUCAUGCGGGUGCUCACCCCCCGGUUGGAAAACGGGUACGUGCUGGAUGGCGGAGCGAUAUGUAUGGAGCUGUUAACCCCCCGCGGAUGGUCCAGCGCCUACACAGUGGAAGCCGUGAUGAGGCAAUUUGCCGCAAGUCUCGUAAAAGGACAGGGGCGUAUCUGCAGGAAAGCAGGGAAGUCCAAGAAGGCGUUUAGCCGCAAAGAGGCGGAGGCCACCUUUAAGAGUCUGGUGAAGACYCACGAGAAGUACGGCUGGGUUUCCCCCCCUGUGUCUGACGGCUAAGGAAAGAGGUUGGCCAUGACGCUAGCUAGCCAUGCUAACCACGACACACCACGCUAAUUCAACUCCUCCUCCUUCUCGACCCUACAGCUCCAACGCUCCAGUUGUUUUGUUUUUAGUUUUUGUUGUUUCAAUCACCUCACUGAAACUCUUCAGAAAAAUGAACAAACGAACGCUUGUCAUCGAGGUCUACUUCUUCACUUUGCCGAUCAUUGCCAUCAUCAAGUCGUCAUUUCUCCACAUCCCUCCAGCGCUGCACUCCUCUGUCCUUCGUUCCCGUUCCCUCCCUCCUUCACUUUCUCUUUCUCUCCCUUCGGCUGAGUAGAGGGUUCAGAGUGAGGUGUGUCUGUCAGUGGAGGGUGUGUCAGUGGAGUGUGUGUCACAGCGGGCCAUGGAUUGGGUUUCCGACACGCACACACACACACCCACACACACUGAGGGACAUUCAGACAAACUGUGUGUGGAUCUGCGGGUAAAGACUGUGAAAGACUACUGCAAAGAGGGCGAUGUAUUCUCCUCUCCAACCUUUACCCCACCCUCCCUGCUCACCUUCCCUCCACUACUCUCCUCCUCUCAUCCUUCUCUCCAAGCUGACACCACACUGCACUGAACUGUAGUCAAACUUUCCAUCCCCUCUGCCUGCUUGAUCAUUUACAUACAAACCAGCCUGUUGAUGUUUAAUAGACUGGCUGUGCAGGACGGCAACUCACGCAUUCACCCCUUCUUUAUCUCUUCUUUAUCUCUUAUUUAUCUCUUAUUUAUCUCUUUUUCUCUUAUUUUUCUCUCUGUUCCUUUCUUUUCCUUUUGACUGUGCUGUUUUUCACAGUUCAAUGCAACAUGAAGAUUGUAAUGUAUGCAGAGCUGUGUUCUCUAUCUCUCUUUCUAUCGUUCGUUCUCCUCACUCUCAUUCUCUCCCUCUUUGUGGCUAAAUUUAGACCUCACUGUGUUGCGUACAUGGUUAUUGAUUUCUAAUGGAGAAAAAACAUUACUUGUUUUAUACCCAGAGACUGUACGAUGAAGAGAAUGGCAGAACUACAGAACUCUCUCUCUCUCCACUCUCUCUUUCCUCUCUCUCUCUAAUCUUUCUAGCUCUCUCUCUCUCUCUCUCCACUC
This is a messenger RNA of Salvelinus sp. IW2-2015, 2828 nucleotides long. NCBI's taxonomy places the organism in Eukaryota, Metazoa, Chordata, Actinopteri, Salmoniformes, Salmonidae. The record is from RefSeq and is a predicted model, not a curated record.